AUGUACCUGGCUUUAAGUGGCCCAUUUCCAGAAAAUUUGGAUUUGCUUCCCCGCUGUCUCAUGCGUUACACGAGAUUGAUCGAUGACUUCAAAUUGCAAUUAUCAAAAAUUGAUGUAAUUCCUGAUGAUGUUUCUUCUUAUAAGACUCAAGAAUAUUGGAAUCAACGUUAUUCCAAAGAAUCAUCAAACACUACUUUCGAUUGGUUUAAAACGUAUAAAGAUUUAAAGCCUUUAUUUGAUGAACAGUUACAAAAUAAAGAUGCUUCAAUUUUGAUGUUAGGUUGUGGAAAUUCGACACUAUCUGAGGAUAUGUAUGAUGCAGGAUAUCAUAAUAUAACAAAUGUUGAUUUUUCAGAAAUUGUGAUUGAGAACAUGCGAAAUCGAUGCAUUGAUAAGGUUGGAAUGUCGUGGUUAGUAAUGGAUAUUCGAGAUCUAAAAUUUCCAGAUGAGAUGUUUGAUGUAAUUAUUGAUAAAGGUACGAUGGACGCAUUGAUGAGUGAUGAAGGUGAUGUAUGGGAUCCAAAACCAGAAACUGUCGAGAAUGUUAAGAGGGGAGUUGACCAAGUUAGUGUUGAAAGUCGGCGGAAAGGUAUUUAUUUGCUAUUUUAUAAUCCAAGGCAUUCUGUUCAAAAUUUAAUUUUUAGGUGUCUUAAAGAUCGUGCUGGGACAUUAACUUCAAAAAAUUGGGUAAACUACAAUAAUUGUUUGAAUUCAAUUGAAGUUAUUUCCUAA
Molecule: messenger RNA, 732 nt
Organism: Dentiscutata erythropus
Lineage: Eukaryota; Fungi; Glomeromycota; Glomeromycetes; Diversisporales; Gigasporaceae
Source: the annotation of a GenBank genome assembly